Molecule: messenger RNA, 414 nt
Organism: Ricinus communis (castor bean)
Lineage: Eukaryota; Viridiplantae; Streptophyta; Magnoliopsida; Malpighiales; Euphorbiaceae
Product: keratin-associated protein 6-2
Exons: 1
Coding region: 1-414 (137 amino acids)
Source: RefSeq, a predicted model, not a curated record
AUGGCAAUAAAGCUGGAGGAAUAUGUGAAAGUAAUGCUUGUGUUACUUGCGUUUGCAGGUCACCUCCAUGCUCAUGAUAUGCCUACUGAAAACAAUGAAACAGCCUCAGCACCAACUGAUCAAGGGGACAACACAGGCGGUACGGACCACAGUGAAGGGUGGGUAUACCGUUGUGGUUGUGAUGCCGCCCCUGAUGGAAGUUGGAAUUACAAUUGGGGUACAGGUUCAGGGCCUGAUGGCAGUACUUACGGGUAUGGAUCGGGCUCAGGUCAGAGCCCUGAUGGUGGAGGAUUUGGGUUCGGUUGGGGCAGCUCUAGUUCAUCUGCUGCUGGAAGCACUGAUUCUUAUGGAUUUGGCACCGGUGAUGGGGAUGGCAGCUACUGGUUAGAAAAUGAUCCAAAUCAUGGUGUCUAA